This is a messenger RNA of Solanum lycopersicum (tomato), 3142 nucleotides long. The record is from RefSeq and is a predicted model, not a curated record. Lineage: Eukaryota; Viridiplantae; Streptophyta; Magnoliopsida; Solanales; Solanaceae.
AUUUAAUUAAGAAGUACAUACAUAUACCACAAAAGAAAAAGAGAAGCGAGUUGCUUCUGAAGUUGGAAAUUAUGGCGAAGGAACACCCACGUCUCUGUUCUCUAAUUGAUCAUUACCUCCGUCCUUAUACUGAAACUGGGUCUACUUCGGUAACCAAAGAAACGGAGAAAGAACUUUUAGUUGCUCUCUCACAGGUUUAUGCAGAAAUUAAGCUGUGGAUGAAGGAAUAUGAGUCCGACAACAGCUUUCAGGAUAUGGAGGGAAAUUCUGUUGGUGGAGUUCGAAUAAUCCCCGAGUCACAUGCUGCUAAUCAUCAUUGUUUAACUAAUGUUAUUCAGGUCUUGAUGGUCGUGGUUGCGAUGGAGAAUCCAUAUAUGAAUCACCUAGUUGGCAAUAUCCUGGUGGCUGUUUCUGAUUUUUUGGUUGAAUCUGAAAGCUGUUGGGGUGAAUAUAUCAAUUUACUGUAUCUUUGUGUGGAAAUUUCGAUUUUUAAUGGUCUUUCUUCUAUGGGACAUAAGAUGGAGGUCAAAGACUUGAGUGGGGAUCCUUCACCUUCUUCUUUAAUGAAGCUCAGCUUGAAAAGUGCAAGUUGGUCAACGGCAGCUGUUAUCAUGAGAGUUCUACACAAUGUACUGAAACAUUUGAAUCGGGAUCUUAUUGAUCAAUUUUUCAACAUUUUCUUGGAGGCUACCAUUUAUUUUAUCUCAAAUAUGCCGUGGAAUUUGUUGUCGGAGGUUUACCAUGUUCAAGGGGACUCCAAUUCAGACCGCUUGCUUCAAAUGCAAGAAGAAAAACCGAAGUCAAUACUAAUAUUUCAAGGAUAUAUUCUUCGGUUACUUUGUUCGUUGGUUAAAAGUAGUUGGACAGAUGCUGCUGUCAUCACUUCAGCAGAGCAUCCAUUUAUUUUUGAAAUAAAAAACCUGCUUCCAAGAAUACUAUCAUCAUGCAUAAGUAAUGGACAACACUCUGACAAUGUUGCGAUCUGUCAAUAUCUUAAAUAUAAGAUGUUGAUACUCAUGAUUCGACUUAGUAACCAAAUCCAUUGGGAGCACUCAAUUGUAAUUUCGUGGUUGGAUCUAAUCCACACAUACUUUCAAGAUGUAUUGUCCCAACCUAUGGAGGGGCAGGAGUUUGUUCUAGAUAAAUAUCUCGAAGGUUCGCCAUUUGGGGUAAUGACAUUUGAUAUGGGGAAUAAAUGGAUUUCAUCAAAGCAUUUACAACGGCUGUCUAUUUUCCUUUUCCUCAAAUGUUCCUCUAGUUUGCUGAGCAUGAAAGAAACGACUGAUCAACAUUAUGCUUGUAAAAAUCUUAAGUCUUUCUCAAGCUUUGACAUGAAUCCCAAGUGUUGCAGUCGAAGGAAAGCUUUGCUAGAGCUCCAUGAGUGGCUCAGAGAGCUUCUCCCUGGUGAUUGUUUUAUUGACAAUGACAUGUACUCCGAGAAAUGCAUGGACUUUGUCUCAUCCUUCUUGCAGCUAUAUAUGCAAGAGGACGAUAUUCUAUUUGAAAUGCUCUUGCAAAUGUUAUGCUUGCCAUUUUACUCUGAAAAGUUUACUAAUGAAGUGGCUUUAUCAGAUGAUGAAGUGAGAGAGUUUUCUCUGAUCUCACACCUUUUUCACCCAAUACAUUUCUUUCACCUAUUCUUGGCUGGAAUACACUAUGAUCAUCAAGUUCUUCUUGAUUAUCUCAUCUCAAAAGACACAGGGGCUAGUUCUGCUGAAUAUCUUUUGAGGUGUCUGCGUAAGGUAAGUGAUUCUUGGAACAUAUUUAUCGAAUUUUCAUGGAGCAGAAAAUGUCGAAGCAGAAAAAGGAAAAAGUUUUCAGCAGAUGAUCAUAACUCUAUGGGAGAGUUAACACUUGUGUCAAGUUGUAUUAGUGGAGAUAAUUUACCACCUGACUCCAAACGCAAGAAAGCCUACGGAUGUCACAAUGAGGACUAUGUAACUCAGAUGUCACCGUUUGAAUGUGCAAGGAACUGCCUUUUUCAACUUAAAGCAUCUAUUGAAAGCCUUUACCAAAAGAACCUGUUUCCUUAUAAUCCACUGGUGCUACUACGUCGUUUGACGCGAUUUCAGGAGAUCUGUGGAGAUGACAGACCAUAAGAGCUCGCUCGCUGUUGACCUAUCGCUUUGAAAUCCAUGUUCGAUCGGUCCACAUGCCAACUUGACGUCAGCUAGUUGAAAAUGACUGCAACUUGAAAGGGACGAUAUCUCUGGACUCAUUAGAGCAAAAUAUGGCUUGGAUAUGAAUCCAUUACUAGCAUUCUUGACUGCAACUUUUGAGGUGCUCUUUAAAAAUCUCUCAUCAAGUGCCUAGCCAAGGUCAAAGGUUUUAGAGUUGGGAGAAUCUGCAAAGCAGUUAGAAUAAAACAUCAUUGUAGGUGGAUUACUACUUGUAAGGACUUUGUUUCAAUGCAUUCGUUGGGUAGCAAUAAGUAAGAGAGGUAACAAAAAAUUUCCACCAGGGCCAAUUCUCCUUCCAUUGAUUGGAAAUUUGCAUAAUAUUUUUGGUGAUCAACCUCACAAGUCACUUGCCAGGCUUGCCCAAAUAUAUGGGCUAAUGAUGAGCCUCAGGAUGGGGCAAAGUGGUAAUAUCUUCACCAGCAGUGGCAAAACAAGUCUUACAAAAACAAGAAUUGGCCUUCUCCAGCAGAACAAUUCCAGAUGCAAUCCGUACCAAUAAUCACCAUAACCUCUCUGUGGUGUUUUUACCUAUUUGCUCUCGAUGGAGAAGUAUGAGGAAAUUCUUGAAUUCUAAUCUCUUCUCUGGUGACAAGCUUGACGCAACUCAGCAUCUCAGGUCCCAAAAGAUGCAAGAUUUUAUUGGUUAUUGCCGCAAACUGGUGAGUCAGUGAAUAUAGGCCAAGCUGCUUUCGAGACCAUGGUUAAUUUACUUUCCAAUACCAUUUUUUCCAAGGAUGUAGUCGACCCUUAAGGAAAUUCAGGUAAAGAAUUUAAGAUGUGGUCUGGGACGUCAUGGAAGAAUCUGGUAAGCCCAAUUUGUCCGAUCAUUUCCCCGUGUUGAAAAGGAUUGAUCCUCAAGGGAUAAGGCGACGCAUAGGCAAGCAUUCUGAUAAGUUGCUACAGCUGAUUGGGGGAUUGAUCGAUGAACGAUUGGAGCAAAGGAGGAAAUCACCAAAUGACAG